ACCCUUUCUCUCCGAGACUCCGCACUUCUCUCCACGUUAACAUCCGAGCCGAUUGUCUCUCUGCUUCGUGUCAAUUUUCCUCGGAACCACCUAUCCGCUCUACAGUGCUAUAAGUACCUGUCCAUCCCCCGUCUUUCAAAAUGGCACCCAUGGCUCUUGAGAAGGAAGACAAGGACCGCGAUCUCGCGUACAAGGAGGCCCUCCAUGGCAAGUCCGGCCAGAUGCGCGGAGGCACUUGGGCCAUGAUGAACAAGAACUCCAGCGCCCAGGAAGCUGCUGUCGACGAGUACUUCAAGCACUGGGACAACAAGGCCGCCGUCGACGAGACGCCCGAGAUUCGCGAGGCGCGUCGGAAGGAGUAUGCCACUCUCACCAGACACUACUACAACCUGGCCACCGACCUCUAUGAGAUGGGAUGGGCUCAGUCCUUCCAUUUCUGUCGUUUUGCUGUGAAUGAGCCUUUCAAGCAGGCCCUGGCCCGCCAUGAGCACUACCUUGCCCACGUCAUGGGUCUUCGUGACAACAUGAGGGUGCUGGACGUUGGCUGUGGUGUCGGUGGUCCUGCCCGCGAGAUCUCCAAGUUCUCCGGUGCCAACAUUGUUGGUCUCAACAACAACGAUUACCAGAUCGACCGGGCAACGCACUACGCCCAGAAGGAGGGUCUGUCGCAUAAGCUGAGCUUCGUCAAGGGUGACUUCAUGCAAAUGACCUUCCCUGACAACUCUUUCGAUGCCGUCUAUGCUAUCGAGGCGACUGUCCACGCUCCUUCUCUAGAGGGCAUCUACUCUGAGAUCUUCCGUGUUCUCAAGCCCGGUGGUGUUUUCGGUGUCUACGAGUGGCUCAUGACCGACAAGUACGACAACGAAAACCCCCGCCACCGUGAGAUUCGUCUGGGCAUUGAGCUUGGUGAUGGUAUCUCCAACAUGGAGAAGAUCGAGGUUGCCCUGCAGGCCAUGAAGGCGGCCGGUUUCGAGCUGGAGCUGAACGAGGAUCUGGCGGACCGCCCCGAUGCUAGGCCGUGGUACUGGCCUCUGGCUGGUGACUACUCGAACAUGGGUAGUCUCUGGGAGUUCCCCACCAUUUUCAGGAUGACCAAGAUUGGCCGUGGUCUUGCCCACAGGUUCUGCGGUGCCCUGGAGUACAUUGGUCUGGCUCCCAAGGGCACCCAGAAGACGGCGGAUUCGCUGGCCGUUGCCGGCGACUGCCUUGUUGCCGGUGGCCAGGAGAAGUUGUUCACGCCCAUGUACUUGAUGGUUGGCCGCAAGCCCGCCGCGUAAGUGUUGAGGAAUCAAGGGAGAUGUUACUGAUCGGAGGGGAUUUGGGUAUCCACCGAUCGUCUGCACGCUGCAAAUGUUCUUAUCACUUCUUGUGUACGCAUAGAUGAGAUGCCUUUCUUCUGUACGGCUCGGGCUGGGCCUUGUUAUAUAUUUGACAUACAGCUCCUAAUAAAACUUGGCAUGGAUGUCAGCAACGAGGUUGU
Aplosporella prunicola CBS 121167 is the source of this 1480-nucleotide messenger RNA. RefSeq lists its product as uncharacterized. Gene Ontology annotation, molecular function: sterol 24-C-methyltransferase activity. The record is from RefSeq and is a predicted model, not a curated record. The transcript is spliced from 3 exons. Gene Ontology annotation, biological process: ergosterol biosynthetic process. Bases 141 to 1277 code for a protein of 378 amino acids. NCBI's taxonomy places the organism in Eukaryota, Fungi, Ascomycota, Dothideomycetes, Botryosphaeriales, Aplosporellaceae. Gene Ontology annotation, cellular component: endoplasmic reticulum.